AUGCUGGCUAACCUGAAGGUAUGGACUCACGACGCGAUGGAUAGAAAACUCGUGUCGGGGAUGUCGCUGUUCUGCCUGAUUGCAGCUUCCCUUCCGUAUGUGGUUUCAUGUGAAGUUGAUGUUUCGUGUCAUUGCCCGCGCAUUGGCUCGUUCAGGGUACAGGUUCAGGCCACUUCGCCAGUGUUGGCCCCUCUCAACAUGGGGAUCUCACGUGACUCCCGGCACAAGCACUACAAGACCGGAGGCCGCAGCAAUGUCUCCAUCAAGAAGCGCAAGUAUGAGAUGGGUCGGCCGGCGACGCCCUGCAAGCUGGGCAACAAGCGCGUGCGCGUGGUGCGCUGCCGCGGUGGCAACAAGAAGUACCGCGCCCUGAGGCUAGACACAGGAAACUAUGCGUGGGGCUCGGAGAAUGUGACGAAGAAGGUUAGGAUCUUGGAUGUGGUCUACAACGCGACCAGCAACGAGUUGGUGCGAACGAAGACUCUUCUGAAAAACACAGUCGUACAGAUCGAUGCCCACCCGUUCAUGCAGUGGUACCAGAAGAAGUAUGGCAUGGACCUCGGCAAGAAGAAGAAGGGUGGUGAGAAGAAGGAGGAGAAGAAGGAGGAGGCAGAGGAGCACAAAAGCCGACACGUUAUUGCCAAGCAGAAGGCUCGUGCUGCCAACCAGAAGCUUGACCUCAACCUGGAGGAGCAGUUCCAGAGUGGACGCCUUUUGGCGUGCAUCGCCUCCCGUCCAGGCCAGUGCGGCCGCGCGGACGGUUAUGUGCUCGAGGGCGAGGAGCUGAGCUUCUACAGGCGCAAGCUCGAGAAGAAGAAGAAGAACUGA
Symbiodinium sp. CCMP2592 is the source of this 828-nucleotide messenger RNA. Lineage: Eukaryota; Dinophyceae; Suessiales; Symbiodiniaceae. The record is from the annotation of a GenBank genome assembly.